AUGUCCCAAACCGUCACAGAUUGCUCAGCUGGCACCUGGUACAGCUUUAACAACACUAAUUUGAAUAUUGGCCAGACUGUCCAGGUCCAAUUCGGAGCUUUUGAUGAGGGAAAGACUGCUUUGAAUAUCUAUCUUACAAGACCUGGUGGAAGUCUAGUACAAUCGCUCGUCCUGAAUGCUGGUUUCAACCGAAACAGCAAUGUAUAUCGCCUCUAUAAUUCUUCAUCAACAUGUGAACUGGAACAACUUAAUUUGACGAUUCCGAAUGAUGCUGGUGUAGCCACCAACGACGUCCAAACCUUUCAGUUCGGUAUUUUCAACGCUUCAGUUCCUCUAAGCCAGAACGGAAUCGCCCUUUCCGGCUUUUUGGCUUGGUCGCCCGAUUUCCAGGUCUGGAACAACGUUACUACAACCACAUCAGCAGCCCCAACCACGUCCACAACAUCCAUAACAUCCACAACGGCUACGGCAGCCCCGAGUGCGACAACAACACCGGCUUCCAAUAACAAUAGCUCGGGGGGGUUAUCAUCCGGAGCAAAGGCUGGAAUAGGCAUUGGCGCCGCUUUGGGAGGUGUCUUGCUCGCUGUUCUGAUCGUCGGCGCAUGGCUAUGGAAUCGUAGGAAACAGAGAGGGGCGGCGGCGGGACAACCCGAUGCACCACCGAUGGAAUCAUUCACAAAACCACCGGGACCUGAAAGCGACGCGAGGGGACAGGGUUUUGCGGCAAACACACAGAAUCAGGGCUUGCACGAACUACCACCUGCUGUUAAUUCGCAGACAGAUGAGAAGGGAUACUACCAGUCGGUUCCCCAACAGCCUGCGGUACACGAGAUGCCCUCCAACCAUCAAGCAUAUGAAAUGGCAUGA
Molecule: messenger RNA, 867 nt
Organism: Talaromyces marneffei
Lineage: Eukaryota; Fungi; Ascomycota; Eurotiomycetes; Eurotiales; Trichocomaceae
Exons: 2
Coding region: 1-867 (288 amino acids)
Source: RefSeq, a predicted model, not a curated record